GUAUUAUAAGUUAUCAGAAAUUCUUUUUUUGAAAUAAUCAGAAAGUACACGUGUACAUUUUCAAAGUCAAGUAUAAAGUAACUAUAACAUUUAGAAUAAGACAUUGCUUUACUAAAUAUUGUAUAUGGAUGUUUUGUCUUGACAACGAAUUACCUAUACAUACAGAUUCUUGUAAGCUAAAUAGCAUUUUACAUCAGCAAAUACCAGAUUGUCAAAGACAAUUGUUGAAAAGAGAUUCAACAAUCAACAUAUUUCUGACACUUUAAAGUCAUUUAUGAAAAAAAUAAAAAGAAUCACUCAAUAUGGAUACAACAUUUUCAAGCAAUCCUCUAGCAGCUGUACAGCUUAUACCAAUCUUCAAUUACUUAACCAUACUUAGCGAUUUUUUAUUCAUAGAAAAUUACUUGAUCGAAGAGGACCGAUAUAAACAAGUUCCAACUGUUAAUGGACUCUAUAAAUAUUUGGAAGACCAUAAUGGUAACGAAACUAUGAUAGUAAAACUAAUUCGAAAUUUGUUACAAGGGAGCGAUUUGUACGGAGAACAAGAUAAUGAAAAAUUUGAUGUGCUUUUCAUUAAUACUAUGUUUGACUAUAUCAUUAGUUCUCUUGUAUUUGACAAAUAUGGAAAUAUUUACGGCUUCUUAGCAGACACAGUUCGCAAGACAAAAAAUUUACAGUAUUAUUACUAUUUACAAAAAGUAAAGGAAAAUCUAAAGAAUGCAACAUUUGAAAAUAUAAAUGGAACUAAAUCAAGUCUUACUGAAUUAGCAGUCAAUAGAAUAUAUACAGAUAUAAUUUUACCAAUUUUUCCUGAACCAAAGACUAAUAUCAGUAUAUUGUCUCUAGAUUAUAUUUUUGCACAAGCUGGUUCCACUUAUCUUCGACUUGGAAGAAUAAAUAAAACCUGUUAUUAUAAUUUUACAACUUUUUAUAUUAAAAAUUUUAAUUUUGUAAACACUGAUAAAAAUUUAUUUGAGGAAUAUCUAGCAGUGGGAUGUAUAAUAAAAAGUCUACUAUAUCACAAACAAUUAGAUACUUUAUCAUGGAAAUAUUUUGCUUUUUCAGCACUUUUUUAUUAUAUUUCUAAUAAUGAUAAAGUAGAACAUGAAAAAAUAACAAAUGUAACUUUUAAUCCAUUGCAUUGGGAAAGAGCUUAUCAUAAUUUAUUUGAAUAUGUUAACAAUGCUUUUGUCAAAAUUGGUAAUAAAUUAACGAAUGACUAUAUUUAUAAACUUCACGUAGUGUUUUCGCAUUUUAAAAGUCGUGCUGAAGUAGCAAAAUAUUUUAUAAACGAAUAUUGCAAACAAAUGACAGAGUCAGCGAAAGAAGGAUUUUUUCAUUAUUACCUCGCAAGUACAGAACCAAUCAAAUGCGGUCAUGAAUAUCCUCCGCCAGUUAUAAACGAUGGGUUCAUAAAUAUAAUUCAUGAUUUUGGUGAAGUAUAUGAAAAAUAUGAUUUAGGAAUAACACAACAGGUAUUUAACGAAUCGUUAACGGGAGAUCUUAAUAAUGUUAUAAUAAAUUUACUAAUUAUUAAUGAUAAAGUGGUAGAUAGUAAUUUUAAAACUUCACAGCAUUUACCUUUUGACUUACUUGAAUUCAUUUACCCUAACAAUAGAAUUCCAUAUUACUACGCUUUAAAACGAGAAAAUUAUACUGCUACACUUAUCCCACAAUAUUAUAAUAAAAACUACUUUCGACAAUUGAUUGGCCCAAAUAUUGAUAGAUUUAUACUUUCUGCAAACCGUACAAUUGUAAAGUUUCCCAAUGAAAACGUAAAUGAAUUACGUGUAAGAUUAAUGAAGUAUAAAAAGGAUCGUUUUAUGUCAUAUUUAAACUAUUCAGACAAUAGUCCAAAACAAAGUCAAUGGUGGAAAGAAUUUGGAUUAUCUUUGGUGCCAUUUUAUCCUUGUUUUUCAAAUAUCACAGGCUAUCAUGAUGUCAAUGAACAAGUUUGUGAGAAAAAAAACAUAAAAUUUCUCAACAAAUUUACCAAUGAUAUAUCUUCACAUUUGAUACAACCAAAUACACAAAACCUUCUUUCUUCAUUUGGUACAAAUAUCAAAACAAUUUUUUUAAAUGAAACAAUACAAGCAUAUGUAGAUUCAUUUGUAAAUCCAUAUAAAAAAAUUAUAACUUUGUUCAAUGAUACAGCACUAAAUACAUUUUAUGAUGAAUUAUCUUUGCACAUAGAGAAGCCACAAUUUGAGAUCUCGUCAAUUACUAAAGAAGAAAUAAAUUAUAUAUUAACAAUAAUUGAUUAUUUUGAAAAGAAUAUUAAUCAAUCAUUUAAAUUUGUCAACAAUAUGUUGACUACAAUCCAACUUUUAAAAGAUAAAUAUAUUAUAAAUGUUGGUGAUAUUAAUAAUAAAUCAAAUAUAUCUUUGUUUGUAAAUAGUUGGAAUGGUGUUACUGGUUAUGGUUACAAGUUUAUACAUAUUAAGACAUCAGAGAAGGAAACUGUAACAGCACAAUUAAGAACUGAUUACGAAUUAAAAGAUAAAAUAUUUAUUUCACCUAAUCAAAAUUCAUCGAAAGAUCAAAAAGUAUACACUAAAUGGAAAAAUGAAAGUCUUGAACUUAAAUACGAUGAAAUAUUUAUUACAAAAUUUUACAAGGAAGUAUAUCUUAUUAAAUCUAAAAAUGGAAGUUAUGUUCCUUUAAAUAGAACACAAGGUCCAAUAUACGAAAUUAAUAAUCAGCUUCGAAGAGAAUCUAUUAACAUUUCCUUUUACGGUAUUUCGAGUCAGGAUCAUAAUGAUGAUUAUUGUAAUAGUGAUGAAUAUUUACAAGAAAAGAAAAAUUCGAUGUUCUGUUCAAGACAUCGGCGUUAUAUAAAAUGGACUGAUAACGUUUCGACAAUAAUAAAGAAUUUAUUAAAAAAUAAUAAUGAUAACUCACUUGAUAGACAAAUGCGCAAUAUAUCUAGAAAAUACUACUUUCGAAAUUUAUCAACAUUAAAACUCUUCUUAAGUUAUUGGUUAGAAGACAGAAACUACGAAAAAACUGUGAGUAGCAUCAAAACAUUAGACAAGUCUGGUUUAUUAAAUGAAUUAUUGUAUGCCACAAGUUUGGAUAACAGAGAUAUAUCAAUUGAAGAAGGUGAGAAUAGAAUAAAUUCAAAUUAUACCUAUAGAGAACGACGUAAAAUUGAAGAGGAAAUGUCACUGAAAAAUAUAAUAAAUAAUUUUAAUAAUCAGAGGGCAGCUUAUUUGGUUACACUUGAAGAUUAUUAUGCAAUACGAAAUUUUGCUACAACUGGUCACGAGAGAAUAACUGGUGAUACAAAUGAAGCAAAACUAAUGAAACUAGCUCUAUAUAAAUUGGCAAUAAGACAAUCUGACGAUAGUAACGACGAAUUUGAUAAACUAUUAUUUUAUUUCCAAUCAAUACCUGAAUAUACUUUUAGGAAUGAGGUUUAUAAAGGAAAAUCAUUAACAUUACAAACAUUUAUAUUAACAUCAACAAAAAAUACAUCUGCCUUGAGAUUUUCUGCACGAUCAGCAUCUGGAUAUAAAAAUAUUUUAUAUGAAAUAAAUUUUAAUAACUCUUAUGAAAGGGCAACAAUUAAAGUAGAUGUUCAUGAUACACAAGUUAUUAGGGAAAGGAAAGUAAUUCUUUUACCAGGUAGUGAAUUUAAAAUUGAAAAGAUAGCGAUAUGCCCUAAUGAAAAAAUUGGUUCCUAUUACGUAGUGAAAUUAAUUUUUACAUCCAAUAAUACUCAAAACUAUGAAAAUAUCCUGAGACAAAUAACACAAAUCAGGUUAUAAAUUUGUGGAUAUUUUUGUUUUUUUUAUAACAGUUUGUAAUUAUAUGUUUAAUUACUUCUUAAUUAUUAAAUUAUAUAAAAACUGUUAAAUCAUAUGAUAGAUAUUAAUAAAUUUAUAUCAAAUUACAAAAAAAUAUUUUUAUUUCGAAUUUUAUGAACAAAACAUUAAUAUGAAAUACAAUUUUUAAAAAUAAUUAAGUAACAUUUACUUAGAAUUUAGUUAAUGAAUUUUAAAAGAAAAUUAAUUAUUUUUCACUAUAUGUUUUAGCAGCUUU
This is a messenger RNA of Leptopilina boulardi, 4044 nucleotides long. RefSeq lists its product as uncharacterized. The record is from RefSeq and is a predicted model, not a curated record. The transcript has 2 exons. NCBI's taxonomy places the organism in Eukaryota, Metazoa, Arthropoda, Insecta, Hymenoptera, Figitidae. The coding region runs from base 303 to 3770 and encodes 1155 amino acids.